AUGGCUACCGAAAGGACCAACGUUUCCAAUGACCUCGUUUGGCUGAUCACCCGCAGCCAGAGCUCUUAUUUGGUUAAGCGCAAGACUGGCGGUGGUGUUCAGUUUUCUCGCGAUCCCCUCAACUUGCAGAACAAGCAUUCUUUCAAGUAUGCUGGAUAUGCAAAUGACAAGGCCAUUGGUGUUCAGCCUACCGAGAACGGUGGCGUUGCUGUGACCACCAAGAAAGCUAGCAACAAGCAGCAACCCGCGAAGAACACGGUUACCGUGACCUGGGGCCCCAAUUCAUCCACCCGCAAGAUCUACAAGGGCGUCGCGGACAAGACCGCUAAGAACGGCUACCGUGCAGAUCUCCGCGAAGAUGCUGUUGCCCGCGUCAGUGCUAUCCGCCAAUCUCAACAGCCGAAGAAGGACACCCCCCCGAAGAAGCUCCGCGGUUCUCAGGCAAAGAAGGCUGCGGAGAAGGAGUCGGCAUAA
Monascus purpureus is the source of this 474-nucleotide messenger RNA. NCBI's taxonomy places the organism in Eukaryota, Fungi, Ascomycota, Eurotiomycetes, Eurotiales, Aspergillaceae. The record is from the annotation of a GenBank genome assembly.